Molecule: messenger RNA, 2950 nt
Organism: Mytilus californianus (California mussel)
Lineage: Eukaryota; Metazoa; Mollusca; Bivalvia; Mytilida; Mytilidae
Exons: 2
Coding region: 102-2291 (729 amino acids)
Molecular function (GO): protein binding
Source: RefSeq, a predicted model, not a curated record
CAAGAUUCAUUUAAACUUCCUUUUUAAUUUACUUUUAUUUCAUCUGGUAGUGCGAGAUCAAUUUUACCAAGAAAAUUGGCAGUAAAACAACUACAUCCGCCAUGACAACAACACCAGAAGACAUUUUCAAACUAAAGAUACUUGAUUGCUUAUUGGAACUAUCAUUGUUCACAGAAGGAAUGGUACCAAAGGUAAAUUCAUUGAAUUUUGAAACUACAAAAUCAAGAAUACGUGAAAUUUUGCCAUGGAUAACCGAUAUUGAUUUUAUUAGAGCUGGAAGUGUUGCUGAUCAGUUGUUUUUGACAAAAUUUCAAGAUAAAGGAUUUCAUUAUAAUACUGACUUGGAUUUUAUAUUUGUACCGCAACAUGUUUAUGUAGCAUGGCCACAAGAGAAAUCAGUCCCACCCGAAGCUGUAGCCAUUGUUAGAGAAACUAGAGAUCCAAUGUAUGUAAAGUUACUGGUGAACAAAAAUAGUGAAAAUAUUCUUCCAAAAGCCAUUUUGAAGAUUGAUGAGAAUAGUAGGGAAACAUUUGUUUCAAGCAACCAGUUUUUGCUCGAGUUUCAAAAACGUAUCAACCACGAACAAAUAGCGGUUGAAAUAUCUGGCCCAUCGCAGCAGAUCCAAAACCGCAACAUAAUUCAACCAGAUGCAGACAACAUUUCUUCAGUGGAUCUUGUGUUUGCACUUAAAUUAUCCCAAUGGCCACAAAACGCUGAGGAAUGGAAAAGUCGGAUACGACCCAAUGCCUGGCCAGAGCCAAUACUAGUUAAAGAAAUUUCUGGGCUGGACAUUCACUUGGUUGCGAAAGGAAACAUUGAAGGAGACAGCCCUGAUUUAGAAUGGAGAUUGUCCUUCAAUUUAGCAGAACGAAGGCUUGCCGAAAUCUUAUCACAGAAAGAAAAACAGUGUUUACUAGUUACAAAAACACUGCUGAAAGAAAUAGACGUGGAAGAUGGUCUGUCAUCGUAUCACUUAAAAUCUGUUUUGUGGUGGAUGCUAGAACGAGGACCAUUUAGUCGUGAUGAUUGGUCUCAACAGAGCCUGGCAACAUGUUUUUUGGCAUAUUUAAAAGAAGUACGCUUGGCUAUAGAGACAAGAACUGUCAAAAACUAUUUUGUUCCCAAACAUAAUAUGAUUCAACAUUUAGAUGAUCUACCUCUACAAAACACCCUUGAGAAGAUCUCCAAAAUUCAAGACGAUCCCAUAUCCUCCAUUUUAUCUUCAGUCAAACUUAUGGAAAAUCCUAGGUUUUUCUUUUCAUUGAGUCCACUCGAUGGCUAUGAAUUUGAUGACCUUAAAACCAUGAUUAGACAUGGCUAUGACACGGUGACUGAUAAAAAGUUAACAGAUUUUUUCGUGUAUCAUUUUUACAAUGCUGGGUUGCCAUUAGUAUCAAAUCCAAACCAGAGAAAUAAAGUAGUAACUUUACUAAAAAAGAUUGCACAAUUAAAAUGUGUGAAGGAAACUCAGGAAUCCUUUGCAGUCAAACACCUCGUGAAAUAUUGUUUUAAAUGUAUCCAUUCAGGAGAUUAUUCCAACGCAUGUGAAGCCAUUGCUGUUUUGAACGAAAUACAGGAAAUUCAUGAAAUAAAACAAACGUUAGCUUCAUAUAAAAUGGACAAUAAAGAUGUUGCAACAUUAUUUCACAACACUGGUUGCGCCUUUUUAAGAUGGUCAAAGCUGUCAUUUUGGGAGGAACGCAAGAACACAGAUUUGCAGUGUGCCGAAUUAUUUUUCAAAACUGCAGCUGAUCUUAAUCACAAUGUUGAACACAGUGCCGAGUACGCUCACUUCCUGUACACCCAAGAGAGAUUUAAUGAAUCAUUAGAACAAGCAACCCUUGCCGUUGAAUUAACACGUGGUAAUGAUGACUUGUCGUUGCGCCUUAGUUAUGACAUAACUGACAUUGAUGUUAUAGAUACGAGCAUCCAACGACACGUUGUAAAACAUGAACAAAUUACUGCUCCUGCUAUUGUGUUUGCCUAUUACUUCCUAGUACGGUCACUUUUUCAACUCAAAAGAAAAGAAGAAGCAAUUCAAAAGGUAUAUGAAAUGCGAAGCCUAGUUCACAGAGUACCGCCAGAUGAUAGAUAUGACAGCCUUUCCAUGACAGGGUAUGCGUGCUUGCCAAUAGAUCUCUUUGAAGAAGCAAAGGAACUGUUCACUGAAGCUCGUAACAUUAAAUCUGCUGUUCUACAGUCGGAGAAUAUUGAACUUUGCAACAAACUUAUCCUAGAUCAGAGUUCUGACGUACUGUAUACUCGGGAGGUUCAAAGUUCUGAUGGCUGACGAAUGAUGAUACUGCUAGAAGUAACUUGUAGUUGUUUCCUUUCACCUAGUGUCAAAUAUAACAUGCAAUUUCGGAUGAAAACACAUUUAACAUUUAAUCAAUUACGUAGGUUCUGUUCGCAAAGGAGUUUGAAGGGAUCACUGAAAAAGAGGGUAUACUGGGUAGGGUAAGAAAGUUAGCCUUGCGACAACUUGAAGAUUUGAUGAAUCGUAAAUGACCUCAAAAAGUUCUUGCAAUGGUUCUUUUACAAGCGUGAACGCAUGAGAAAGUAUUGAACUAGUGUUUCUAUUCCUAUCAUAUUAAAAAUUUAAAUAACAAAAUUACCGAACUCGAAGGAAAAUUCAAAACGGAAAGUCUUUUAUCAAAUGGCAUAAUCAAAAGCUCAAACACAUCAAACGAAUGGACUUGGUACAGGUAUUUCCUUACGUAGAAAAUGUUGGCUCAGUUCUAAUAUUUCUCAUUUUGAAGCAAUACCAACUCACUCUUUCUUAACUUAUUCAUCAUCAAAUCGUAAAAUGAUUAAUUCGCCAGCGUUUGCAAUUUUCAUUAAAUUAUUGCUCUAGUGACCAGACUGAAUUGUUCUUUUUUUACUGGAUAAACAAUUCACAAUAUCCUUAUUUUGAUUCGCGCAGCUAAAUCAGCAUAGCACCGAGAAAUU